AUGGACGCCGCAUACAAUCAACACUCCCCCUACUCGCGACAUAACAGUCGCUCCUAUACAAACCUCAGCGGUGUCUCUCUCGCGCCAUUGACCUUGAGGCUACCCCUCUCUGAUCCCCACGCCCUCCCGGAAUCCAGCUACUCCUACAUUGAAGAUAGAUCCGCCCCUACGACCCCCUCAGUCCUCUCUCGAUCAUCCUCUCGAGUCUCACUGCGAAAGCCUACACGAAUUAGCAUCCCUAAAAGCAGAUCUAGCGUCUACCUCCUCCCUUCGAAACAAGCUCGGUCCACCCCAACUACUCCCGGCGGUGGCAAAUUGCGCAAAUUAGCAUUUAGAGACGAUUCCUCCAUAAAUCCCUUUUCAGAAAAUGACAGAAAUGACUCGGAUUGGCUGUUGCGCGCUGGCGCUACCAUGUCCACCUCAGCUCGAGAAUCGAAAGGCCAAACCUGGCUAGUGUCUCGAGCGAGUUCGACAAGCUUAACAGCCCAGGACGAGGACGACGAGGAAGUAGAAAAGAAAGAAUUGGUACGGGAAAGAGCUAGGCGCAGUAGGAGAGGAAGUGGAGCUGGUGCUUUCGAUGCAGAUGAUGAGUUCUCCCCAGUCACAACGAGAAGUCGACCUCUUAGUCGAUAUUCGAGUCGAGGAAAUAGUAGGAGGGGAAGCAAGGCACACUUGUUUACCCCAAAGGCGAUGGUAGCUAUGGAAAAGGAGGGUUAUUUCAAUCAUAAAGACUUUGAGGACGACGAUGAUUUUAUUGCGGAACCAGAUUUCGUCGAUGUAGAGGACGAAGGUAUCGAGGCAGAGGAACAAGCUAAGAUUGACGAAGCCGUCGUUAGGAAAUUAGCCCGAGCGAAUAGUGCCGGACUUGGAGGCUGGAUGGAAAACCUUUUGGGAUGGAGUUUGUUCGCUGUUGAAGAGGAUGGAGAAGAAACUGAAGUCGAAACCAUAGAUGAGAAAACCGAGGGUUCAGAAGUCUCUUCAAGGACAUCGAGGAGGAAUAUUGAUGGGGCAACGGAUGAUGCGAAAGAUUACAUGCCACCUCUUGCAGAUGAAGAAGCUGGGGGUUGGCAGGAUGCUGCUUGGUUGUUGAGUGUUGCAAGCAAAGUUUUGCUGUGA
Hymenoscyphus albidus is the source of this 1116-nucleotide messenger RNA. The record is from the annotation of a GenBank genome assembly. Lineage: Eukaryota; Fungi; Ascomycota; Leotiomycetes; Helotiales; Helotiaceae.